Molecule: messenger RNA, 2326 nt
Organism: Theobroma umbraticum
Lineage: Eukaryota; Viridiplantae; Streptophyta; Magnoliopsida; Malvales; Malvaceae
Gene: ENGASE85A
Product: Glycosyl hydrolase family 85
Biological process (GO): protein deglycosylation
Cellular component (GO): cytoplasm
Molecular function (GO): mannosyl-glycoprotein endo-beta-N-acetylglucosaminidase activity
Source: RefSeq, a predicted model, not a curated record
GGAAGAUUCCAAACUUCAGGUGUCAGAUGCCUCUAAAAUCAAUGCUCCUCUUUGUACUAAGGUUUCUCCACCCCUUUAUUACCCGCAAAACUCUCAAAGCUCUCCGCAACUUCGUCAACUCAAUCCUCAGAAACGUCAAAACACUCCUCAAGAAGAUGUCCGUCGACCAAUCCGAGGAUCAGAAACUCGACCCAACACCACCACCCUUUGAUCCAUCGAAGCCGUCCAUUCCCAUUUCUUACCCGAUCAAGACCCUCGAAGACCUUGACUCUGGCUCUUACUUCACUUCUUUUCACUACCCUUUUAACAAAUCCAGUGUUCCUCCCCCACCCAAUUCAGGUUUGGCUCAAAGGCCCAGGAUUUUGGUCUGCCAUGACAUGCAAGGUGGUUACCAGGAUGAUAAGUGGGUCCAGGGUGGCGAUAAUGCCGGUGCUUAUGCCAUCUGGCACUGGUAUUUGAUCGAUGUUUUUGUUUAUUUUUCUCAUUACUUGGUCACCUUGCCUCCUCCUUGUUGGACCAAUACUGCUCAUAGGCAUGGAGUUAAGGUAUUAGGGACAUUCAUCACAGAAUCAGCUGAAGGGAAAGCUAUUUGCCAGAAACUGCUCUCGACGAAGGAGUCUGCUCAGAAGUAUGCCGAGCGUUUGGCAAAGCUCGCUGUUGCUUUGGGCUUUGAUGGAUGGCUGCUCAAUAUGGAGGUUGAACUGGAAGUCGGGCAAAUCCCUAAUCUGAAAGAAUUUGUUAGUCAUUUAACUCAGACUAUGCACUCCUCACUUCGUGGAUCUUUGGUUAUAUGGUAUGAUAGUGUUACAGUUGAUGGAGAUCUUAGCUGGCAAAAUCAACUGAAUGAAAAGAAUAAACCUUUCUUUGAUAUUUGUGAUGGAAUCUUUGUGAACUAUACAUGGAUGGAGGACUAUCCAAAGCUUUCAGCAACAGCCGCUGGUGACAGAAAGUUUGAUGUCUACAUGGGGAUAGAUGUAUUUGGAAGGGGCACGUAUGGUGGUGGGCAAUGGACUACAAAUGCUGCACUUGAUGUGAUAAAGAAGGAUGAUGUCUCAGCUGCCAUAUUUGCUCCUGGAUGGGUUUAUGAAACAAAACAAGCCCCUGAUUUUCAGACUGCUCAAAAUCGUUGGUGGGAUCUUGUCGAGAAAUCUUGGGGAAUUGUGCAACAUUAUCCUAAAGAAUUACCAUUUUUUUCAAAUUUUGAUCAGGGCCAUGGCUAUCAUGUUUCAAUCGAGGGGGCACAAGUAUUAAGCAGUCAAUGGAAUAAUAUUUCUUCACAAACCUUUCAGCCUUUCCUUGAGUAUGCUGAUGAUCCUACUUCGAACGCUAUUGAAGUCCAUGUUGAUUUUAAGGAAGCAUCGUUCAGCGGAGGAGGAAACCUCACAUUUAAAGGAACUCUUGGAGCCAAAGCCUCCGUCUCAUCAAGACUCUUUGUAGGAGAGCUUCUUAUGGGUGACUUGCCUGUCCACUUCACAUAUUCUGUAAAAUCAGAAGGUAACUCUCAGUUGGGCCUUUCUCUUGAAUUCUUUUCUGAAAUGAAAGGAAAAAAGAAGUUGCUUCUUGCGUCUGGGGGAACGAACCAAUUUUCAAGCAAAUUCAGUGAAGUGAUUGUGCCACAUCAACUGAGAAAACCAGACAUGGCUUCAGGAUGGGUUAUACAAGAGAGUAGCAUUGCAAUGAAUGGAUACACAUUAACAGAAAUUCAUGCAGUAUGCUACAGGAAACAGCCUGAAAGAUCAGAAUCUACAUCUAAUACCCAGGAUCCAGCAGAAUAUUUUGCCGUGCUUGGACAUAUUAGAAUUUCAACUUCUAACCAGAGUACAAAAUUUCCCCCAUCUACUUUCUGGAUUGUUGAGGGUCAAGAUGUUGAAUGGGGAGGUUCUCAAGGUUCCAAAACCCUUAGUCUUAGGAUCAGCUGGAAAUUGAAAGAUGGACAGAAUUCUCUUUUCCCUAGGUACAAUAUCUAUGUUGAGAAACUAACAAAACAAUCAGUCCGAACUCUGGGAGAAAAACUAGGAGGCGUACAGGAGUAUGUAGGAGUAGCACAAGUAGAAGCCUUCUACGUAUCUGACCUCGUCAUCCCUUCCGGGACUUCUGGCCUCAAAUUUAUUAUUCAAGUAUGUGGUGCUGAUGGUGCUACCCAAAAGCUUGAUGAGGCCCCAUAUUUUCAACUCAAUGUGGAAGGUCGGUGAACAUAUAUCACUUUUCCUUUAUUUUCCCUUUGAAAUUGGUCCUUGGCAAGAACAACAUUGCUAGCUUGUAAACGAAAGCCAUUGUAUCCUGACAAUAAACUGGAAAUAAACUCUCUAAUAAAUUUGAACCUUCA